This is a messenger RNA of Trichoderma harzianum CBS 226.95, 1119 nucleotides long. RefSeq lists its product as hypothetical. The transcript is spliced from 5 exons. The coding region runs from base 1 to 1119 and encodes 372 amino acids. Gene Ontology annotation, cellular component: fungal-type vacuole membrane; plasma membrane. Gene Ontology annotation, molecular function: transmembrane transporter activity. The record is from RefSeq and is a predicted model, not a curated record. Gene Ontology annotation, biological process: transmembrane transport. NCBI's taxonomy places the organism in Eukaryota, Fungi, Ascomycota, Sordariomycetes, Hypocreales, Hypocreaceae.
AUGACACUCUUCGACGACAAAGCCUGUGGCGAGACGGUCUACUACGAUGGAUCGCUUGAAUCAGGUGAUGGCAGCCGGUCGACGGUUUUGGAUGUACUCACUUCAUCAGACUUGGAACUUGUGCUUCUGAUAUCUUUAUGUUUGCCCGAGGCACGCAUGGACAAGGCCCUUGGCAUCGAAUGGCACGCUAUAGACCGCAAGAUAGCUUAUUGGAAGCGCCCUGAGGAAUGUGGGCUCAGCCUCAAGCAGUCACUGCUCGUCACUAUGUUCGCUUGUUUCACAGGCGAUGCUGCAUCCGCAUACCGUGCGACGUUCGGCGCUGCAAUGGGCCUCCACCAGAGUUCUGUCUCGCCUUUUGGCUUUGGCUGGUAUCCCAAUAAACUUUUGCCUUACUCAACGGUAUCGAAUACAUGUAACUCGGGAGGCCCAUGUCUCUCCAGCGGCCUCGCUUCAGCCGCUGUGGCUGAUACCCAUAUCUCUUUGGUUAUUGGCAUUGUCAUCAUCGAUACUAUAUCGCUAGCCAUCGGUCUCAUUAGUUUCGGAUAUAUGCUGUUGAUCAUUUACAUGAUCCUCUUUGGCAUGGUUGGCCCCUACGCAGACGAUACAACCUCCUCUUCGAUCAAAAGAACUGAUCUUUCGGGCAGUAUGCUAUCUCUUUUGGUAAUUAUAUAUGGCAGCUCAUUUUCCUGGUGUACCAUUGUUUCCAAUUCCUACUUCCACUAUCCCGCCGACGUUUCACGCCUUCAAGCUUUUGUCCUCACUAUCCUCAGCAUCGCCGUGCCGACCUCCAUUGGUACAUCCUACAGGAAUCCUCGUGAGGGCCUCGGGUUUCUCAUCCGAGAUAUGCUGCAUCCACGCGUCUUCGCUAAAAUCUUACUCGUACUCUUCUCUUACACGUAUAUAAACACCAAUUUUAUGACCCUCUACUCAGGUGCGAUCUCAUUUCAGCAGAUGGCUCAUCCGCUAGCGAAGAUUCCUCGUUUCAUCCGGAAGAUGUUUUGGUUCGCAAUCGUUCCUGCUUUAGCAAAUGGCCCCAGCCGCCUUCCUCUAGGCCUAGCAGCCUCGGUGGCAUCUCUUCUGGGUGUUGUUAUUUGGUGUAUGGGUAUAAUCGAAAACUGA